Aethalodelphis obliquidens (Pacific white-sided dolphin) is the source of this 7268-nucleotide messenger RNA. RefSeq names its product phosphatidylinositol-4-phosphate 3-kinase catalytic subunit type 2 beta (gene PIK3C2B). Gene Ontology annotation, cellular component: phosphatidylinositol 3-kinase complex; cytoplasm; plasma membrane. Gene Ontology annotation, molecular function: 1-phosphatidylinositol-4-phosphate 3-kinase activity; 1-phosphatidylinositol-3-kinase activity; phosphatidylinositol binding. The transcript is spliced from 33 exons. The record is from RefSeq and is a predicted model, not a curated record. Gene Ontology annotation, biological process: phosphatidylinositol-3-phosphate biosynthetic process; phosphatidylinositol-mediated signaling; phosphatidylinositol 3-kinase/protein kinase B signal transduction. Lineage: Eukaryota; Metazoa; Chordata; Mammalia; Artiodactyla; Delphinidae. The coding region runs from base 529 to 5433 and encodes 1634 amino acids.
GGCGCAGUGGGCGCUGCGGGCUGGAGCCGCGGCUGGCGGCUGCCUGUCCGCGCCGGGUCUGGCCGAGUCUCACGUCGCCGUGCAGUGCGCCAGGUCUCCGGGAGAUGGCUUCUCCCCUCUCGCCCGCUGCUCCCGCUAUUGUCUCACCUGGGGUUGCCUGACUCUGCGGGCUCGCUCACGCUCUCGGCCUAGAGGACUCCCCGCCCCCGCCCCCCCGCCGCUGCGAGCUGGUCCUCGCGACCUCUCCUGCCUCUUUGCCGCCCCGGGAACCCUGGGGCCGGCGCCCGCCGCGUGCAGCCCGGAGGGGGAGCGGCCCGGGAGGAGGCGGUGCGCGGCCGCCUCGCGUGGGUGCCGGAGCCGCCCGGAGCCGUGGAGCCAGCAGCCCAGGUCGCCGAGCACACGACACGUCGGGUUUUGCAGGAAACCCGCAGUGAGCACAGGGGCCCAGACACCAUGCCACAACCCUGCAGAACUGACAUUGCCAGGAAGUAGAAGACUUCCUUGUUUCCUCUGUCCCCCAUCCUCACCAUGUCUUCGACUCAGGGCAGUGGGGAUCACUGGAAGUCACUGGAGUCUGUGGGCAUCAGCCGCAAAGAGCUGGCCAUGGCCGAAGCCCUGCAGAUGGAGUAUGAUGCUCUGUCCCGGCUUCGGCACGACAAGGAGGAAAGCAGAGCCAAGCAGAGCACAGACCCCUCUCUCAUCAGCUGGGAUGAGCCUGUCCUAGACUUCUACAGCAAGCCAGCGGGAAGGCGGAAGGACCUCAAGCUCUUACGUGGUCUCUCUGGCUCUGACCCUACCCUCAAUUACAACUCGCUCUCCCCACAGGAAGGGCUGCCCAACCACUCUACCUCCCAGGGCUCCCAGCCUGGCCCAGAUCCCUGGCCCAAAGCCUCCCUGGCCGGAGACUAUCUCUACAUUUUUGAUGGUUCAGAUGGGGGGCUCUCUUUGUCCCCAGGACUGGGGGACACAGACGACUCUUUGAAGAAACUGUCCCCACCUCCUCUGCCUCCCCGAGUCUCUAUCUGGGACACUCCUCCCCUGCCUCCCAGAAAGGGGUCCACCUCAUCCUCCAAGAUCUCCCGGCCCAAUGACAUCAACACUUUUUCUUUGGUCGAACAACCUCCAGGCAAACUGCUGGGGCAUCAGCUCCUAGAAGAGGAAGAGGAGCUGGGAGGUGGGGGUCCAGGGCGCCUACUGGGGUCCAUGGACUACGACGGUAUCAAUGAUGCCAUUACACGGCUCAACUUGAAGUCAACCUAUGAUGCAGAGAUGCUGCGGGACGCCACCAGGGGCUGGAAGGAGGGCCGGGGACUCCUGAACUUUGGCAAGGACACUCCUGGAAAACCUGUGGCCCGGAGCAAGACCAUGCCCCCUCAGGUGCCCCCCCGCACCUACACCUCCCGCUACGCCAACCGGAAAAAUGGGACAUCUGGCAAGAACCUCCAGAUUUCUGCAGCUCCGGUGGGCUCCCGGCCCCACGCCAUCGCCAAUGGCCAUGAGUUGUUUGAGGUCUCAGAGGAGAGAGAUGAGGAAGUUGCUGCAUUCUGCCACAUGCUGGAUAUCCUCCGAUCUGGCUCUGAUGUCCAAGACUACUCCCUCACGGGGUAUGUCUGGAGCACUGUCACCCCAAGCCCAGAGCACCUCGGGGAUGAGGUUAACCUGAAGGUGACCGUGUUGUGUGACAGCCUGCGGGAGCCGCUCACUUUUACCUGCAACUGUUCCUCCACUGUAGACUUGCUCAUCUACCAGACCCUGUGCUAUACCCAUGAUGAACUGAGGGGUGUCGAUGUGGGUGACUUCGUGCUAAAGCCCUGUGGGCUGGAGGAAUUCCUGCAGAACAAGCACGCCCUGGGCAGCCACGAGUAUAUUCAAUACUGUCGAAAGUUUGACAUCGACAUUCGGCUACAGCUGAUGGAGCAGAAAGCUGUACGCGGUGACCUGGCCCGGACGGUGAAUGAUGACCAGAGCCCCUCCACCUUGAACUACCUCAUCCAUCUGCAAGAGAGGCCGGUCAAGCAGACCAUCAGCAGGCAGGCCCUGAGUCUUCUGUUUGACACUUACCACAAUGAGGUGGAUGCCUUCCUGUUGGCUGAUGGCGACUUUCCACUGAAGGCCGACAGGGUGGUCCAGUCUGUCAAGGCCAUCUGCAACGCCCUAGCCGCUGUGGAAACCCCUGAGAUCACCAACGCUCUCAACCAGCUGCCCCCCUGCCCUUCCCGAAUGAAGCCUAAAAUUCAGAAGGAUCCCACCGUCUUGGCUGUGAGGGAAAACCGAGAGAAGGUUGUGGAAGCCCUGACAGCUGCCAUCUUGGACCUGGUGGAGCUGUACUGCAACACGUUCAAUGCAGACUUCCAGACAGCGGUGCACGGGAGCCACAAGCAUGAUCUGGUCCAGGAGGCCUGCCAUUUUUCUGGGCCCCUGGCCUUUACGGUCUAUGCCACCCACCGCAUCCCCAUCAUCUGGGCUACCAGCUAUGAAGAGUUCUACCUCUCCUGCUCCCUCAGCCAUGGCGGCAAGGAGCUGUGCAACCCCCUGCAGACCCGAAGGGUUCACUUCUCCAAGUACCUCUUCCACCUCAUCAUCUGGGACCAGCAGAUCUGCUUCCCUGUGCAGGUGAACCGGUUGCCUCGGGAGACCCUGCUGUGUGCCACUCUCUAUGCUCUGCCCAUCCCCCCACCCGGGAGUUCCUCGGAGUCCAAUAAGCAGCGGCGGGUGCCCGAAGCCCUGGGCUGGGUCACUGCUCCGCUCUUCAACUUCAGGCAAGUCCUGACCUGUGGCCGGAAGCUUCUGGGCUUAUGGCCAGCAACACAGGAAAGCCCCAGUACCCGUUGGAGUGCACCUAAUUUCCAUCAGCCAGAUAGUGUCAUCCUGCAGAUUGACUUUCCCACCUCAGCCUUCGACAUCAAGUUCACCAGCCCCGCUGGAGACAAGUUCAGCCCCCGCUAUGAGUUUGGCAGCCUCCGGGAGGAAGACCAACACGUGCUUAAAAACAUCAUGCAGAAGGAGUCCCUGUACUGGCUCACUGAUGCUGACAAAAAGAGCCUGUGGGAGAAGCGGUAUUAUUGCCACUCGGAGGUGAGCUCACUCCCCCUGGUGCUCGCUAGCGCCCCCAGCUGGGAGUGGGCUUGCCUGCCCGACAUCUACGCUCUCCUGAAGCAGUGGACCCACAUGAACCACCAGGAUGCCCUGGGGCUCCUGCAUGCCACGUUCCCAGACCAGGAGGUGCGCCGUAUGGCUGUUCAGUGGAUUGGCUCCCUCUCUGAUGCUGAGCUGUUGGACUACUUGCCCCAGCUCGUGCAGGCCUUAAAGUAUGAGUGCUACCUGGACAGCCCCUUGGUGCGCUUCCUCCUGAAACGAGCUGUCUCUGACUUGAGAGUGACUCACUACUUCUUCUGGUUGCUGAAAGACGGCCUCAAGGACUCUCAGUUCAGCAUCCGCUACCAGUAUCUGCUGGCAGCCUUGCUGUGUUGCUGUGGCAAGGGGCUGAGAGAGGAGUUUAACCGCCAGUGCUGGCUUGUCAGUACCCUGGCCAAGCUGGCCCAGCAGGUCCGGGAGGCUGCCCCGUCUGCACGGCCGGGGAUUCUCCGCACAGGCCUGGAGGAGGUGGGGCAGUUUUUUGCCCUCAAUGGCUCCUGCCGCCUGCCGCUUAGCCCCAGUCUGCUGGUUAAGGGCAUUGUGCCCAGGGACUGUUCCUACUUCAACUCCAAUGCAGUCCCCCUCAAGCUCUCCUUCCAAAAUGUGGAUCCGCUGGGCGAGAACAUCCGUGUCAUCUUCAAGUGUGGGGACGACCUUCGCCAGGACAUGCUGACCCUGCAGAUGAUUCGCAUCAUGAGCAAGAUCUGGGUCCAGGAGGGGCUGGACAUGCGCAUGGUCCUCUUCCGCUGCUUCUCCACUGGCCGUGGGAGAGGGAUGGUAGAGAUGAUCCCCAACUCUGAGACCCUGCGCAAGAUCCAGGUGGAGCACGGGGUGACCGGCUCCUUCAAGGACCGGCCCCUAGCCGACUGGCUGCAGAAGCACAACCCUGGGGAGGACGAGUACGAGAAGGCUGUAGAGAACUUCAUCUAUUCUUGUGCUGGCUGCUGUGUGGCCACGUACGUCUUGGGCAUCUGUGACCGUCACAAUGACAACAUCAUGCUGAAGACGACUGGCCACAUGUUCCACAUAGAUUUUGGCCGUUUCCUGGGCCACGCCCAGAUGUUCGGGAACAUCAAGCGGGACCGUGCCCCCUUUGUCUUCACCUCGGACAUGGCGUAUGUCAUCAACGGGGGUGACAAGCCUUCCAGCCGCUUCCAUGAUUUUGUUGACCUUUGCUGCCAAGCCUACAACCUCAUUCGCAAGCACACCCACCUCUUCCUCAACCUUCUGGGCCUGAUGUUGUCCUGUGGGAUCCCUGAGCUCUCAGACCUGGAAGACCUCAAGUAUGUGUAUGAUGCCCUGAGGCCUCAGGACACAGAGGCCAAUGCCACUACCUACUUCACCAGGUUGAUUGAGUCCAGCCUCGGCAGUGUAGCCACAAAGCUCAAUUUUUUCAUUCAUAACCUGGCUCAGAUGAAGUUCACAGGCUCAGACGACCGGCUGACCCUUUCCUUUGCUCCCCGAACACACACUCUCAAGAGCUCUGGCCGCAUCACUGAUGUAUUUCUCUGCCGCCACGAGAAGAUCUUCCACCCUAACAAAGGCUACAUUUACGUGGUAAAGGUGAUGCGAGAGAAUGCUCACGAGGCCACUUACAUCCAGAGGACGUUUGAGGAGUUCCAGGAGUUACACAAUAAGCUGCGGCUGCUCUUCCCUUCUUCCCUCCUGCCCAGCUUCCCUAGUCGCUUUGUGAUUGGCCGCUCACGGGGAGAGGCGGUGGCGGAGCGGCGGAGAGAGGAGUUAAAUGGCUACAUCUGGCACUUGAUCCACGCAGCCCCUGAGGUGGCCGAGUGUGAUUUGGUGUACACCUUCUUCCACCCCCUGUCCCGGGAUGAGAAGGCUGCGGGCACCAGCCUGGCUCCCAAGUCCUCAGAUGGCACAUGGGCCCGGCCGGUCGGAAAGGUUGGGGGAGAGGUGAAGCUGUCCAUCUCCUACAAAAACAACAAACUCUUCAUCAUGGUGAUGCAUAUUCGGGGCUUGCAACUGCUCCAGGAUGGGAAUGAUCCCGACCCCUAUGUCAAGAUUUACCUCCUUCCUGACCCUCAGAAAACCACUAAGAAGAAAACCAAAGUGGCCCGGAAAACCUGCAACCCCACCUACAAUGAGAUGCUGGUAUAUGAUGGAAUCCCCAAGGGAGACCUCCAGCAGCGGGAGCUACAGCUGAGUGUGCUGAGUGAGCAAGGAUUCUGGGAGAACGUUCUGCUGGGGGAGGUGCACAUCCGCCUGCGAGAGCUGGACCUGACCCAGGAGAAGACCGGCUGGUUCGCACUGGGAUCUCGAAGUCAUGAGACUUUAUGAGCCCAGUGGAGCCGUGGCCCAGGACCCCAGGCUCAUGGCAGAGCUGGAGGAGAGGACUCUCCCUGCUUGACUUGCCCCUUCCUUGUGUAGGGGCAGGGCCCUCGGUGGGGCUUCCCUCUGUCCCGGCGGAUCGGGCCUCCGUGGUAGGAGGCAAGGAGGGUAAAGAUGCUCUCUGCUAUCCGCUCCUCUGCAGACUGCAUUUGGGUUGGUUGUGAUGAGCAGCCCCUUGGAGGCUGUGAGGGUGCAGCAAAGUUUUAAGUUUACCUUGUGUCAAGGGAGCAAUGCCUGGUUUGAGGUGUGUGGGGUGGGCUGUAGAAGUAGCAUUUGGGGGGAGGGUGGGUGGAUAUCUUUAUUUUUAUUUUUAAAAAAUGAAAUAGUAACGUUGUCCUAACUGGACAGGAAGCCUUGUGAGAAGGGACUUACAUGUGCCUCAGAAGGCAAAAGAGGAAUUGGACUUUUUGUAUGAUUGAGGUUCUUAUUGGACUUUUCCCUAGGAUUUUGUUUGUUUGUUGUUUUUGCAUUUCUAUCUAUAGGAAUUAUUUGGGGAGGGGCCCAGUGGGCCCUCAGUUAGUGCCCUCCGUCUCUGAGGCAGGUCAGGAGGGACAAGGAGGGCUGCGUGUGCUGGACUGAGGCCUGCGCCACUGGGCCUUUCUGAUUUUGCCUCCAAAGGAGAGCGAUGUGAUACCUUCGUGUGUAAGGAAGGGCGCUCCGUAUGGAGGUCUGUAGAGGACCUGUGUUCAGGGACCUGGGCUCUUUUGGGGGGAGUUUUUCCUCUCGUCUUCCCCUAUUUUGCUAGGACUUGCCCUGAAUACUGUCUUCUACCCCUCCAUUCAGCUCUUCCGGGGGUCAUCUGGUCCCUGUGAAUACGCCUGGGUGCUCCCCCAUAGGUCUCUCCCUUCAUUUUUCUCUGGUGGGAUAAACUGCUGCCUCGGCCCUUAGGUUUGGUUUCACCCCAGGGUGUCUUGGCCCUAGGAAUGGGCCUCUAGGCUGCAGACGUCAGCGUGGCUGGCUGUUGGGUGGUUUCUGGGAAGCUUUCCUCGUCAUCCACCACUCCUUUUGUUUUGCUGCUUCUCUCCCAAACUCCAUUUCUGUCACAUUUUUUUAAUAAGAAUUUCUCUCAUUCUAUGGGGCCAUAAACCUAUUUUGUCUGGAGCCAAAGGGAUGCCCCAGCUGAAGAAAAGGGGUGCGGGUGGGGAAUCCCAUCAAAACUGUUGUUUUUGCCAGUGAUUUUCUUUGGUUGUGAGGAGGCUGGAUUGAGCUGAGCUGGAAGGGAGAGACUGGGUCUCUGAUCUCUUAAUACUCUUCAUUCCCUACCAAAUGGAUUUGAAAUUCACUCGUGCGCUUUACUCCGAAAGGUUGUCUUCCUAGAAAAAAGGAGAGACUUUGAAUUUGAUAUUAACUUUCUAAGUUGGCUGGUUGUGCCCGGUGACUGGGGAAUGGAGUUAAGUGGGGAUACGAUGUGGACUGUCCCUCCCCAGCUCCAAGGAUCAGAAAUUCCCCCUUUCGCUGACUCAUUCCAUAACUAGAGAAAGAAGCUCCAUUCAUUGAAGCCACAGAGCAGCAAGGAAGUUGAAACUUUUAAAUUUAAAAUGUAAAGGAUAAAGCUGGCUGCUGUGGGCAGGGGUUAGGGGAGUGGAGAACAGAGGUGGAACUUCUCUAGAUGAAUGGACCAGAGAUGUGUUACUGGCUUUUUGCCUGUAGCUCAUUUUACUUUGACCCUCUAUGCCCCUGUUAAAGAGAGAGGUCUGUGUACUGUACCCACAUCCCAGACAUCCUUUUUCUCCUACUUUCUCUGGAAUUGUAUUUUCUAAUAAAUGAUGUUUAGAAAAACAAAA